Molecule: messenger RNA, 2472 nt
Organism: Histoplasma capsulatum G186AR
Lineage: Eukaryota; Fungi; Ascomycota; Eurotiomycetes; Onygenales; Ajellomycetaceae
Product: phenylalanyl-tRNA synthetase
Exons: 1
Coding region: 81-1655 (524 amino acids)
Biological process (GO): phenylalanyl-tRNA aminoacylation
Cellular component (GO): cytoplasm; mitochondrion
Molecular function (GO): ATP binding; phenylalanine-tRNA ligase activity; tRNA binding
Source: RefSeq, a predicted model, not a curated record
ACCAGCUAAAAUUUGUUAUUUAACUCUGUCCCGGACUGGACAAAGGGGAACGGACGAGCACCGACAGAGGGCCCAGAGACAUGAGACUGCUUGCCACUGGCCGGAUUCUGCGGCUGGCCUCUAACCAGGGGCGUGCCACAGCAAAGUCCGCAAGAUAUUAUCGCCCUGCGCGGAGCCAAUUGACCCACCUCGUCAACUCAAGAUCCAACAGCUCGACAUCAACAGGAGCAGAAGCAGCGGCUGCAGACUCAGCCCCAGUGGGAGCUCUAGGGCAAUCGAAAUCCCAGCCUGAUCGCCAGGUAUCAACAGCCAGGCCGGCCCAGGAGGGCAUCAAAGACGGAGACAAAAUUCACCAUGUCGACGAAUGGACCAAUACACCGGGCAAUAUUCUGUCCCAUAUCGGACGUCGCCUCUAUCUAGAUGAAAACCACCCUCUUUCUAUUACGCGCCAGCUUAUAGAGAGCCAAUUCACGGGGCCAGAGUUUGGGAACUAUGCUGAACCUAACCCCAUCGUCUCGACGGCGCAGAACUUUGAUAUCCUCGGGUUCCCUGCGAAUCAUCCUGGGCGAAGUAGGACGGAUACAUACUAUGUAAACAAAACUACUGUUUUGAGGACACAUACGAGUGCUCACCAGCACAGUUAUUUCCAGCGCCUGGGCUUGAAUGAGAAAGCAUGCCCCGACGAGGAGGGAUAUACGGUCAUUGCAGAUGUUUACAGACGAGAUGCUAUUGACCGCAGCCAUUAUCCAGUCUUCCACCAAAUGGAGUGCGCAAGAUUAUGGAAGCGUCCUCGAGAAGACCCCUUGAAAUACUCGCUGGAAACCGCAGAGACCAUAAUGAAUGACGCCAAUAAGAUCCCCGCUCACAAUGUUAAAGUCGAAGAUCCGAACCCAACCAUACACCCCCAAAGAAACCCGCUGCAAGCAGAACAUCUCAGUGUCCAAGAGACAGAAGCGAUCGCGGCCCACCUCAAACGCUCUCUGGAGCGACUUGUCAUUAAAAUCUUCACCGCAGCGCGUGAAGGAACUCCAGAAUCCGCCCACACGGACCAGGAACCCCUCAAAGUCCGGUGGGUCGAAGCCUACUUCCCAUUCACCAGCCCAUCUUGGGAGCUCGAGGUAUUCUGGCAAGGCGACUGGCUUGAGGUCCUCGGUUGCGGUGUCGUCAAGCAAGAACUCCUCAUCUCCGCUGGCGUCCCACACCGCGUCGGCUGGGCCUUCGGCCUCGGCCUCGAGCGCAUCGCUAUGCUCCUUUUCAAUAUCCCGGACAUCCGCCUCUUCUGGUCCCGGGAUCCGCGCUUCCUCUCCCAAUUCCAAGCAGGUAAAAUCACCCGCUUCAUCCCCUUCUCCAAACACCCUGCAUGCUACAAGGACGUUGCGUUUUGGUUACCACCUUCAGCUGCUGCUGCUGCGGGCGGUCGCAUGCCAUUCCAUGAAAACGAUAUAAUGGAAAUUGUGCGUGAUGUUGCCGGAGAUUUAGUAGAGGAUGUGCAGCUUGUCGAUGAAUUCUCACAUCCGAAGACAGGACGGAAGAGUUUAUGCUAUCGGGUUAACUACCGGAGUUUGGAGAGGACCCUGACGAACGAGGAGACGAAUAAGUUGCAUGAAAUGGUGAGGAGGAAGUUAGUGGAGAAGGCUGGUGUGGAGAUAAGAUGAUGAAUGGCGAUUCUAGAUGUACAGUAUCUAUAUGGAUGGCUUUGUUUGGAGGCUAUACAUCUUGUUUGAUUCUUUUUACAUACAAUACCAUGUACUUUUAGAAAAAUGCUUUCAGGCUCAUGGCUUGUUGGAUAACAAUAACUCCCACCCCAAGGCCACGCCUCAUUCUAAUAAAAAUAUAUUUGAAAGCGUCACAAAUAAAGGAGGGCUAGAAGCUGAAGAAGAAAAUGAAAUCCACCAUAUCGCAUCGUACAACCGGUCCCAAGCCUGGCAGUGAGGAUGAUGAACACAUUAAGAGAGGAGAGAUAUAUAAUAAUAAUAAUAGGAAAAUGGGAUGAAAAAAAGAAUAAUGAAAGAGAAGCAAAUGAAAAUGGAGAUAAUAAAUAUACAAGAGAGACUGGGAAAAUGAGGGAUAUAUGGAUGAAUGUAUGUAUGAGCUCAACAAAGAAGUAGCUCUCAAAGCAGUGAAGAUGAUGAAUGUACCAGAUAGGAAAAACGCCAUCGUCCGUGAUUUUUCUUCCAUUUUAUUCAAGAUAUAUUUUUUUUCCUGUCCGCGUUGAAUACAUGCAUGGAUAUUAUACAGAGAAUAGAGUGAGGCAGAUGAAUGGGCCAAAAGGGAUUGUAGCUAUAAUCGGAAAUGUGUGGGGUUCUGGUAGGAGAAACGAGACUAUCGCCUUCAAUAUCUGUAUUGUGGUUGAGAUAGCGGCGACGUUGUAUGAUAGAGCAGCGAAGAGGAGGACAAGUGGUCCUGUUUCGACUCGCAAAUUGUAUAUGAGUUCGUUCUUAGGAGUUUUUUACAACUCCGACUUUCGCAGCC